CCCGGAGGAAUAGUGCGGAUUUCGACCCGGGCGAUCCACCGUCGACAUGGUGUUCGUCGUGCGCCGCCUCCAGGAGCUGGGGUGGAGAACGAAAAUGCCGCUCUACAUGUGCUUCGUCGACUUGAAUAAGUCGUAUGAUUCGGUAGAUCGAGAUAUGCUAUGGAAGGUGCUGGCCAAGGCCGGGAUUCCCGCGAAGAUGAUCGAAGUCAUCCGCCAAUUCCACGAUGGAAUGCGGGCCCGGGUGCGCAUGGACGACGGAGAACUAUCGGACUGGUUCUUCGUGACACAGGGCGUGCGACAAGGAUGUGUGCUAUCCCCACUGCCGUUCAACAUCUUCUUCGCCGAGGUCCUCGAGGUCGUUGUCAUCCGAUUCAGCGAGGAUGAUGUUAUUCUGCGGGGCCUGGUGUGCUUGGAGGAGGGGAAGACGGAAGCGGGGGGGGGGGAGGAGACACCCCUUGACCGAGUACGGAGGGCAGUAUGGGGGAUGCUGUAUGCCGAUGAUGCCGGCGUCGUAUCGAGGUCUGCAGAAGGACUGGCGAGAAUGAUGACCAUCAUCGUUGAGGUGUUCGGGGAGUUCGGGCUAACGGUGUUGGAGAAGAAGACGGAGACGCUCCUGAUGCGCGCGAAGGACAAGCCGACUACAACAUCAUACCCCGCCCCGCCUCCACCACUGACCAUCGAAGCCGUAGGACAGAAAUACGCCCAGACGACCGAGUUCUGGUACCUCGGUGGCCUCGUCAACGAACAUGG
This is a messenger RNA of Ectocarpus sp. CCAP 1310/34, 750 nucleotides long. The record is from the annotation of a GenBank genome assembly. Lineage: Eukaryota; Phaeophyceae; Ectocarpales; Ectocarpaceae.